AUGGCACAUAAUUCUGACAAUCAACCCAGGACCCCCACGCCACCAUAUCAUCCGUAUCACUCAAUCUCUGGUCUUGCAGAAAGACCUUCUCAGAAUGGGUACUCAGCUUCCGAUUGUUACCAACCUUUGGCAGACCACAACCGUCCUUUGCCGCACCCUCAACCUACUCUUAAUCAGACACACGGUCCAGUUCAGCCAGCUCGGCACACAUCUGCCUCUAGCUCUCAAUGGCUGCCUGAUAUGACCAUGCAGACAUUUGGUUCUGGUGGCAAGACGGCCAUGGGGUACGUCAUGUAUGACUCAUGUGUAUUGCAAUUGAAGCUGCCAGCACAACCCCCCAAUCAAUCUGAUCAAUCACUCUACCCCACAUCACCUUUCCCCCCUGCGCCUUGUCUUGGCCAAACCGCACAUUGUCAACCUUCAAAUGCCGUCGUAAAUCAGCCAACACCAAUUCCGCGUCCACCCAUGGCAGCACCAGCUGUCUUCAAUCCUACUGGUGGCCAAACCCGCUCUUUCAAUGGCAACAGGUUUCAAAGCUUAGGCCCUACAACUAACUUUGAGGGCUCCACUCGCAAUCAUCAAAACAUCUUGAACAUGACGUCUACCUUCUAUUCAAGUGAAUCGCACCAUGGCUACACUCAUCAUCAUGUGCCAGCAGCUCCGCCUCCUACCCACCACACCAAUCAACUUGAUUUCAAUCGUCUUGUCCACCAGCUUGCACCGUAUGCUCACAACAACACUCCUCCACCGGAUCCCACACCACCCGUCUUACCUGCUCCCCAGACACUUCAUAAUAGAGGUAGUUCUUUGUAUGUUUCGCCGAGCCCAAUUACCAACUCCCAGGGCUACGGUCUUAUCGACAAGUACUACGCUGCGGGCCCCUCAUCGCAUCAUCAAGUUCCCAAUCCACGGGCAAGCACUUACCAACGUCAACCAACGGUCCCUAUGCCUACUUGCUCAUCUAACAAUCUGUCAGGCAGCAGCCGUAUCAACCCGCACCCAGCAACUCCUGGUAUGUAUGAUGGAAUUCCCCUUACUCAGACAUUUUUCGCGUGUGACCCGCCAUCUCAAUCUCCUGAUCCCCCUCUGUACGCUGCUUCCAAUGCACCACCGACUUCCUCUGGAGUGGCACUACAAUCACAACAAAUGGAACAACGCGCUAGUCACAAAUCAGCUGAUUCAUUGUUCAACAUUUUGCAAGCGGGACACGACAAACUAGAUCACGUAGAGCAAUUAUUUUGGCAAUGCGAAGACACAAUUGAUGGCAUUUUCCGCAAGUUCCGUGAUGUGGUACACGACUCUACUCCACAGCAUCGCGCCAUGAUACACACUCGCCAUUUGGAGGAGAACGGCGGGCGCCUUCUGGAGCAGUUUUGAUCCGAUAUAGUGGACUUAGCUCGGCGCUUCCGUGCUCUGUACGCCAUCCCCAGAAUCAAAAAGCAGUGUCGUUUUUGAACCAACCGUGUGGGGUUUUUCCAAUUUUCAUUUUCAAUCUCCACAUCUUUUCUGUUAACGGCUUGGUUUCUGCACGUUCUUUUCCUACUUAUGUUGAUUUUUCACUUAUUGGCGGUGCUACUCUCGUUUCUCUGCUUCAGCUCU
Messenger RNA from Melampsora larici-populina 98AG31, 1599 nucleotides. RefSeq lists its product as uncharacterized. The transcript is spliced from 3 exons. Lineage: Eukaryota; Fungi; Basidiomycota; Pucciniomycetes; Pucciniales; Melampsoraceae. Bases 1 to 1377 code for a protein of 458 amino acids. The record is from RefSeq and is a predicted model, not a curated record.